Molecule: messenger RNA, 1386 nt
Organism: Penicillium soppii
Lineage: Eukaryota; Fungi; Ascomycota; Eurotiomycetes; Eurotiales; Aspergillaceae
Product: putative phosphatidylglycerol specific phospholipase C
Exons: 2
Coding region: 1-1386 (461 amino acids)
Biological process (GO): phospholipid catabolic process
Molecular function (GO): hydrolase activity, acting on ester bonds
Source: RefSeq, a predicted model, not a curated record
AUGAAAACAAACGCUCUCAUUUCCUUGCUUGGUUUGUCCGGUAGCGCCCUAGGCGCUGCGGUGGCUAAGGGAAGCCAAGAGCCCUUCGGAUACAAAUCCGGCUCGAAGGAAUCUAUUGCCAACAUGAAGGAUAAGAUCGAGAACGUUGUGUGGAUCCUACUGGAGAACCGUGGAUUUGACAAUAUCCUCGGUGGUGUCAAGAAGGAUGGCUUGGACAAUGUUGUCAACAACGGUCCCUUUUGGAACCCCCAAAGCGUCAAUGAUACCAACAGCAAGAAGUGGUACAGCCAGUACAAAGACUACGACUCGGUCCUCCAUGAUCCUGACCACUCUGUCACUGGUGUUAACUUUGAGCUCUAUGGAACUUACAACCCCGACAACGAGGCUAUCGCUAAUGGUACCUUGAAGCCCAACCUGGAGGGCUUUGUCAACCGCCAGAUGGACGCCUACCCCAGUAUCUCAGCCCAGCGGGCCACUGAUGAGGUUAUGGGCUACUACUCGGAAGAUGAAAUUCCAACUCUCGUCGAUUUGGUUGAUGAAUUCACCACCUUCAACUACUGGCACUCUUGUGUCCCUGGUCCUACCAACCCCAAUCGCCUCUGUGCAGUCUCCGGUACUGCCGAUGGCCACGGCAAGAACGAUGAGAGCUUUGAUGUCUCCGGCGUGGACACCAGCAGCAUCUUCCAAGUUGCCUCAGAGAAGGGCAUCUCGUGGCUCAACUACGACGGCACCAACGGCGAUUUCCUGCCUGACUCCAUGUUCUUCAACUGGACAGCUCAAAACGCCAAGAGCAAUGUCGUGCCACUUGAAAACUUCUACCAAGACGCCUACCUGGGUCUUCUGCCGCAGCUGUCUUACAUCAACCCAUCUUGCUGCGGUCUGAACACAAACUCGAUGCACCCCUCCGGCAACGUUUCCUUCGGCCAGGUCCUCCUGAAGCAGAUCUACGAUGCCGUCCGCACCGGUCCGCAGUGGGACAAGACCCUCCUUCUUAUCACCUUUGAUGAAACUGGCGGUUUCUUCGACCACGUUGCGCCCCCGCUUGCCGUCCGCCCCGACGACAAGACCUACACUGAGACCGCUGUUGAUGGCAGCGAGUAUACACUCAACUUUGAUCGUCUGGGUGGCCGUAUGCCCACCUGGUUGGUUUCUCCCUAUGCUCCUCAGGGCCAUGUUGAAAACUAUGGCACCGAUCCUGUCACUGGCAAAUCCUCUUCCUACAGCGCUACCUCGGUGCUCAAGACGCUCGGCUACUUGUGGGAUCUGGAAGAUAUGAGCCCUCGUGUGAAGCACUCUCCUGCCUUUGAUCAUCUCAUUGGCCCCAAGGCUCGCUCUUCGGCCCCCACCACCCUCAAAAAUCCUUCCCCUUUCCCUGAUGCUAUCUAA